Molecule: messenger RNA, 10840 nt
Organism: Drosophila bipectinata
Lineage: Eukaryota; Metazoa; Arthropoda; Insecta; Diptera; Drosophilidae
Source: RefSeq, a predicted model, not a curated record
ACACUAAAGCCACCAAAAUGUAUUGAUUAAAGGUGAAACUAAGAGGCCCAUGAAUAACUUAAGUAUAAAGUGUAGAAUCCACAACUGAAAAAUUAUCAAAAGGAGUCGAAGAAGUCACGGGAGAUUGUUUGUAUAGAAAGGAUUGAAGAGUGCCCCAGCAAAAUGGCGGCACGACGUUGCCUGAGUCUGAGUCUGCCCAGGCAACGUGAUUACACAACCAACAGAUUUAAUCUGUGCACCUGCGCGAUACUUUUGAUAGCCCUGCAAUCGAUUUUGGCCCAGGAGGAGACGACCUUCUCCGGCCUGUCCGCGGAAAAUGCCGCUCGCAUGCUGGCCGGCAGUCCCGGCGAGGUGGAGAAGCCCUCGCACCACAGCGAGAUGUCCUUGGUCCUCCCCCACGACACUUAUCCCGGCUUCAGCAUCAAGAAGUUCAAGACCCAUCCUGUGAAGGUAAACGGCACUUCCCACCGCGCGGAGGGCGCCGCCUACCACAUGCUGGACAGCGACUACUCCAAGUACUUCACCGUGCUCGACGAUGGAGUGGUGAUGACCACGGCGGACAUCUCUCCGCUGGUGAACCGCCCGGUCCAGCUGGUGGUAGUGGAGCAGACCCCGAACGUAACCAACACCCACAACCUGCAGCUGUUCGUGAUGCACCGCAACGACAUGCUGCGGUUCUCAGGCUCCCUGUUGGACGCCAGCGGCGAGGUGAGGGAGAACAGCCCGGCGGGCACCAGGGUCAGGGGCGUGCCCCUCAUGCAGGCCUUCAGCGGCUCCAUCCUGGAAGAAGAGCUGGCCAAGCCGAAGAAGGUGCGGUACACGAUUAUCGAUGGAAACGUGGAGGACGCCUUCGCCCUGCAGGAGCGCAAGGCCAACCGGAAUGUGCAGAUGAACGCCAAGUCACUGGUGAUCGACGGCGACGAUGAGUCCGGGGUCUGGCUGGUCACCAACCGACCUCUGGAUCGCGAGGAGCGAGCUCACUACGACCUCUCUGUGGAGGCCUCCGACGUGGAUGGCCUGGAUAAGACGGUUUCCAAAAUCCAAAUCACUGUUCUGGACGAGAACGACAACAGACCUAUUUUCAAGGCCGUGGACUACAAGUUCGCCAUCGCCGGGCAGAAGGCCGCCAGCAUGGAGAGCAACAACAGCAUUACGUACCAGCGGUUCGCCAUCCUGGGAAAGGUGGAGGCCACCGAUGCCGACGGAGAUAAGAUAGCCUACAGGCUGAAGACCCCCAACAACGUGGUGAUCAUUGUCCCCCAGACCGGAGAAAUAAUGCUAGUCGGAGAGCCAACUUCCAAUGAACUCCUCAUCGACGUCAUAGCCCACGACCUGAGGUACCCCAGCCUGCUGAGCGCCCAGCCAGCCAAGGUCCUCCUGGAGUUCCUGGCCCCUGAACCAGUGUCCUUCAUAAUGCAGCACCUGGAGCACGACGAGGUGAACAGCCACUCGCACCAUCGCGAAAAGCGCAGGGUCACUCGGGCCGUUCGACCCACCAAGAGGAUCGAGUUCACGGAAGCCGAUGGCGAUACGGAGGGAAAGUCCGUGUUCCAGUUGGAGAAGGAAACGGAUAAAGAGACGUUCAAGAUCCGGGACGACAAUCCCUGGGUGACGGUGGAGACAAACGGAGCUGUGCGCGUCAAGAAGAAGUGGGACUACGAGGAGCUGGGCCCCGAGAAGACCAUUGAUUUCUGGGUUAUCAUCACCAACAUGGGCCACAAUGCUGGCAUCAAGUAUACGGACAACCAGCGCGUCAUAAUCCUGGUGAAGGACGUGAACGAUGAGCCGCCGUACUUCAUCAACCGCCCGCUGCCCAUGCAGGCUGUGGUGCAGCUGAACGCUCCGCCCAACACCCCCGUGUUCACCCUGCAGGCCCGCGACCCGGACACCGACCACAACAUCCACUACUUCAUAGUCCGCGACCGGACCGGCGGACGCUUCGAGGUGGACGAACGAUCGGGCGUGGUGCGCACCAGGGGCACGGAUCUCUUCCAGCUGGACAUGGAGUAUGUCCUCUACGUCAAGGCAGAGGAUCAGAACGGAAAGGUGGACGACCGCAGGUUCCAGAGCACCCCGGAGGAGCGGCUGUCGAUUGUGGGCGGCAAGCGGGCCCCCCAGUUCUACAUGCCCAGCUACGAGGCCGAGAUUCCAGAGAACCAGAAGAAAGACUCAGACAUUAUUUCGAUUAAGGCCAAGUCCUUUGCAGACCGCGAGAUCCGCUACACCCUGAAGGCCCAGGGCCAGGGAGCCGGCACCUUCAACAUAGGACCCACCUCGGGCAUCGUGAAGUUGGCCAAGGAGCUGGACUUCGAGGAUUUGCGCCAGCCCCAUGUCUAUUCCCUGAUUGUGACAGCCACCGAGGACUCGGGCGGCUUCUCCACCUCUGUGGACCUCACCAUUCGGGUUACGGAUGUCAACGACAAUGCUCCCAAAUUCGAGCUGCCCGACUACCAGGCCCACAACGUCGACGAGGACAUUCCUUUGGGAACUAGCAUCCUGCGGGUCAAGGCCAUGGACGCUGACUCGGGCUCCAACGCCGAAAUUGAAUACCUGGUGUCGGAUGAUCACUUUGCCGUGGACUCUAAUGGAAUCAUCGUGAACAAUAAGCAACUGGACGCCGACAACAACAAUGCCUACUACGAGUUCAUGGUCACUGCCAAGGACAAGGGCGAGCCUGCCAAGUCGGGAACAGCCACUGUUCGAGUCUACACCAAAAACAAGAACGACGAGGAGCCCAAGUUCUCGCAACAGGUGUACACCCCCAACGUGGACGAGAACGCCGGUCCUAAUACUCUGGUUACCACUGUGGUGGCCUCUGACAAGGACGGCGACAAUGUCCGGUUUGGGUUCGUGGGCGGCGGCACCUCCUCGGGCCAGUUCGUCAUCGAGGACAUAACCGGUGUGAUUCGGUUGCACAACAAAGCCAUAUCCCUGGAUCGCGACAAGUAUGAGCUUAACGUCACCGCCAUGGACGACGGCUCCUGCUGUGUGAACGGCGAUCAGACCAUCCACACCUCGACUGCUGUGGUGGUGGUCUUCAUCACAGACGUCAACGACAACAAGCCCGUGUUCAAGGACUGCAGCACCUACUACCCUAAGGUCGAGGAAGGGGCUCCCAACGGAAGUCCCGUCAUCAAAGUGGUGGCCACCGACGAGGACAAGGGCGUCAAUGGACAGGUGAAGUACUCGAUUGUGCAGCAACCCAACCAAAAGGGCACCAAAUUCACCGUGGACGAGGAGACCGGCGAGGUGUCGACCAACAAGGUCUUCGAUCGUGAGGGCGACGACGGCAAGUUUGUGUCUGUGACAGUAAAGGCUACGGAUCAGGGCGAUCCCAGCCUGGAGGGAGUCUGUUCCUUCACUGUGGAAAUUACGGACGUGAACGAUAAUCCACCUUUAUUCGAUCGACAGAAAUACGUCGAGAAUGUAAAGCAAGAUGCCAGCAUUGGCACAAAUAUACUGCGUGUUUCCGCCUCCGACGAAGAUGCCGACAAUAACGGAGCCAUAGUCUACAGCUUGACGGCCCCGUUCAACCCCAACGACCUGGAGUACUUUGAAAUCCAGUCCGAGUCCGGUUGGAUUGUCCUCAAGAAGCCCCUUGACGGGUGUUAUCCACGCGAUCGCUAUCGCCUGAGGGUUAGCGCCUCAGACAAGGGCACACCGCCCUCGGCCGCCGAUGUCGACGUUGAGUUAGAUGUCGUCGAUCGGAACAAUAAGCCUCCCAUUUGGGAUAAGAGCAUUUAUGGGCCGAUACACAUACGCGAGAACGUCACUGUGGGUACGGUUGUAACAUCGGUUAAGGCAAGUUCGGGUAUCGAAGGGAACCCCACAGUGUUCUACCGACUGAUGCCCGGGUCGACAGCGCAGACGAACAAGUUCCACACCUUCUACUUGCAACAAAGACCGGACAACGGCGAUACCUGGGCCGACAUAAAGGUGAAUCAUCCGCUGGACUACGAGAGCAUCAAGGAGUACAAUCUAACCAUACGUGUCGAGAACAACGGGGCCCAACAAUUGGCAUCGGAAGCGACCGUUUACAUAAUGCUCGAGGAUGUUAAUGAUGAAAUACCGUUAUUCACCGAACGCGAACAGGAAACGGUCCUCGAGGGCGAACCAAUUGGCACAAAAGUGACACAAGUGAACGCCAUCGACAAGGAUGGCACAUUCCCAAAUAAUCAGGUCUACUACUACAUUGUCGACUCGCCGCGGAACGAAGGCAAGGAGUUUUUCGAAAUCAACCUGCAGAGUGGAGAAAUUUUCACCAAAACCGUGUUCGACAGAGAGAAGAAGGGCGCCUAUGCCCUCGAGGUGGAGGCCCGGGACGGAGCUCCCUCGGCCCGACCCAACAGCAAUGGACCCAAUUCAGUCACCAAGUUCAUACGCAUUGGCAUCGCCGAUAAAAACGAUAAUCCGCCCUAUUUCGACAAAUCGCUCUACGAGGCCGAAGUGGAUGAGAACGAGGACAUCCAGCACACAGUGCUCACUGUAACGGCCAAGGAUCACGACGAGUCCUCACGUAUCCGCUAUGAAAUUACAAGCGGCAACAUCGGCGGCGCUUUUGCGGUUAAAAAUAUGACGGGUGCCAUUUAUGUAGCUGGCGCUUUAGAUUACGAAACCCGACGCAGGUAUGAGCUGCGUUUGGCCGCCUCCGAUAAUUUGAAGGAGAACUACACCACCGUGAUUAUCCAUGUCAAGGAUGUGAACGAUAAUCCUCCAGUGUUUGAGCGACCCACUUAUCGCACCCAGAUUACCGAGGAGGAUGAUCGCAAUUUACCCAAGCGCGUCUUGCAGGUUACGGCCACCGACGGGGACAAGGAUCGCCCCCAGAACAUCGUGUACUUCCUCACGGGCCAGGGCAUCGAUCCAGAUAAUCCUGCCAACAGCAAGUUCGACAUCAACCGCACCACCGGCGAGAUAUUCGUUUUAAAGCCCCUGGAUCGCGAUCAACCGAACGGGCGGCCCCAGUGGCGUUUCACCGUGUUCGCGCAGGAUGAGGGCGGCGAGGGCCUCGUGGGAUACGCGGACGUCCAGGUCAAUCUGAAGGACAUCAACGACAACGCGCCCAUCUUCCCCCAGGGCGUCUACUUCGGAAAUGUGACGGAGAACGGCACCGCCGGCAUGGUGGUGAUGACCAUGACGGCUGUGGACUACGACGACCCGAACGAGGGCUCCAACGCCCGCCUGGUCUAUUCCAUCGAGAAGAACGUGAUCGAGGAGGAGACCGGCUCCCCCAUUUUCGAAAUCGAACCCGACACCGGCGUGAUUAAGACCGCAGUGUGCUGCCUGGACCGCGAGCGAACCCCGGACUAUUCCAUACAAGUCGUUGCGAUGGAUGGAGGGGGGUUGAAGGGGACGGGGACUGCGUCCAUAAGGGUCAAGGAUAUCAACGACAUGCCGCCGCAGUUUACUAAGGACGAGUGGUUCACGGAGGUGGAUGAGACGGACGGCACAGCGCUGCCGGAGAUGCCCAUUCUGACCGUGACGGUGCACGACGAGGACGAGACCAACAAGUUCCAGUACAAGGUGAUCGACAACAGCGGCUACGGCGCCGACAAGUUCACGAUGGUGCGGAACAACGACGGCACGGGAUCCCUGAAGAUUGUCCAGCCCCUGGACUAUGAGGACCAGCUCCAGAGCAAUGGCUUCCGCUUCCGCAUCCAGGUGAACGACAAGGGCGAGGACAACGACAACGACAAGUACCACGUGGCCUACUCGUGGGUGGUGGUCAAGCUGCGGGACAUCAACGACAACAAGCCGCACUUCGAGCGGGCCAACGUUGAGGUUUCCGUGUUCGAGGACACUAAGGUGGGCACCGAGCUGGAGAAGUUCAAGGCUACUGACCCGGACCAGGGCGGUAAGAGCAAGGUCUCCUACUCCAUCGACCGCUCCUCGGAUCGCCAGCGACAAUUCGCCAUUAACCAGAACGGAUCGGUGACCAUUCAAAGGUCCCUCGACCGCGAGGUAGUGCCCCGUCACCAGGUUAAGAUUCUGGCCAUCGACGACGGCUCCCCGCCAAAGACCGCCACUGCCACCCUCACCGUCAUAGUGCAGGACAUCAACGACAAUGCCCCCAAAUUCCUGAAGGACUACCGGCCAGUUCUGCCGGAACAUGUUCCGCCGCGCAAGGUGGUGGAGAUCCUGGCUACCGACGACGAUGAUCGAUCCAAGAGCAACGGCCCACCAUUCCAGUUCCGCUUGGACCCCAGUGCUGAUGACAUUAUUCGAGCUUCCUUCAAGGUGGAGCAGGAUCAAAAGGGAGCCAACGGAGACGGCAUGGCUGUUAUCUCCUCCCUGCGAUCCUUCGACCGCGAGCAGCAGAAGGAGUACAUGAUCCCCAUUGUCAUCAAGGACCACGGCUCUCCGGCCAUGACGGGCACGAGCACUCUUACCGUGAUUAUUGGCGACGUGAAUGACAACAAAAUGCAGCCCGGCUCAAAGGACAUCUUUGUGUACAACUACCAAGGACAGUCGCCCGAUACUCCGAUUGGACGGGUCUACGUCUACGAUCUCGACGACUGGGACCUGCCGGACAAGAAGUUCUACUGGGAGGCCAUGGAGCACCCCCGCUUCAAGCUGGACGAGGACUCCGGCAUGGUAACCAUGCGGGCUGGCACCCGCGAAGGACGCUACCACCUCAGGUUCAAGGUCUACGAUCGCAAGCACACUCAGACGGACAUUCCGGCCAACGUCACGGUCACUGUGCGGGAAAUUCCCCACGAGGCGGUUAUUAAUUCCGGCUCGGUUCGCCUGUCUGGCAUUUCCGACGAGGACUUCAUUCGCGUGUGGAACUACCGGACCCAGAGUCUCAGUCGCUCCAAGCUGGACCGUUUCAGGGACAAGCUGGCCGAUAUGCUCAACACGGACCGUGAGAACGUGGACAUUUUCAGUGUGCAGCUAAAGAGACGACACCCUCCACUGACAGACGUGAGGUUCUCGGCCCACGGCUCCCCCUACUACAAGCCCAUCAGGCUGAACGGAAUAGUCCUCAUGCACCGCGAGGAGAUCGAGAAGGACGUGGGCAUCAACAUCACCAUGGUGGGAAUCGACGAGUGCCUGUACGAGAAUCAGAUGUGCGAGGGCAGCUGCACAAACUCUUUAGAAAUUAGCCCGCUCCCGUAUAUGGUAAACGCCAACAAGACUGCCCUGGUCGGUGUGCGAGUGGACACCAUUGCGGACUGCACCUGCGGGGCAAGAAACUUCACCAAACCCGAGUCCUGCCGCAACACCCCCUGCCACAACGGUGGCCGGUGCAUGGACACUCGCUUCGGGCCUCACUGCUCCUGCCCCGUGGGUUAUACUGGACCCCGCUGUCAGCAGACUACUCGCAGCUUCCGAGGCAAUGGAUGGGCAUGGUACCCGCCUCUUGAAAUGUGCGACGAAUCCCACUUGAGUCUGGAGUUCAUCACUCGAAAGCCCGACGGCCUCAUCAUCUACAACGGACCGAUUGUGCCGCCGGAGCGCGACGAGAAGCUCAUCUCUGAUUUUAUUGCCCUGGAGCUGGAGCGCGGAUACCCGCGACUGCUGAUAGACUUCGGCUCCGGGACCCUGGAGCUGCGAGUCAAGACCAAGAAGACCCUGGACGACGGCGAGUGGCACAGAAUCGACUUAUUCUGGGACACCGAGAACAUUCGCAUGGUUGUGGACUUCUGCAAGUCGGCGGAAAUUGCCGAAAUGGAGGAUGGCACUCCGCCAGAGUUCGAUGACAUGUCCUGCCAAGCGAGGGGGCAGAUUCCGCCCUUCAACGAGUAUCUGAACGUGAACGCCCCUCUGCAAGUGGGAGGACUCUACCGGGAGCAGUUCGACCAAAGCCUGUACUUCUGGCACUACAUGCCGACGGCCAAGGGCUUCGACGGCUGCAUUCGGAACCUGGUGCACAACUCCAAGCUCUACGAUCUGGCCCAUCCGGGACUGUCCAGGAACAGCUUGGCCGGCUGCCCCCAAACAGAGGAGGUCUGUGCACAAACAGAAGCCACUGCCCGCUGCUGGGAGCACGGAAACUGCGUGGGCUCCUUGUCAGAGGCACGCUGCCACUGCCGCCCGGGCUGGACGGGACCUGCUUGCAACAUCCCCACCAUUCCCACCACCUUCAAGGCCCAGAGUUACGUCAAGUACGCGUUGAGCUUCGAGCCGGACCGCUUCAGCACUCAGGUACAGCUGAGAUUCCGCACGAGAGAGGAGUACGGAGAGCUGUUCCGGGUGAGCGAUCAGCACAACCGAGAGUACGGCAUCCUGGAGAUCAAGGACGGCCACCUCCACUUCCGCUACAACCUGAACUCGCUGCGCACCGAGGAGAAGGACCUCUGGCUGAACGCCAUCGUGGUCAACGACGGACAGUGGCACGUGGUGAGGGUGAAUCGCUACGGAUCUGCAGCCACCCUGGAACUGGACGGAGGCGAGGGACGUCGCUACAACGAGACAUUUGAGUUCGUGGGACACCAGUGGCUCUUGGUCGACAAGCAAGAGGGUGUCUACGCAGGUGGAAAGGCGGAAUAUACCGGAGUGAGGACCUUUGAGGUGUACGCGGACUACCAAAAGAGCUGUCUCGAUGACAUACGUCUCGAAGGCAAACAUCUGCCACUGCCACCGGCCAUGAAUGGAACCCAGUGGGGUCAGGCCACCAUGGCGAGGAAUCUGGAGAAGGGAUGCCCCUCGAAUAAGCCCUGCUCGAACGUCAUCUGCCCGGAUCCCUUCGAGUGCGUGGAUCUGUGGAACGUCUACGAGUGCACUUGCGGCGAAGGACGCAUUAUGUCGCCCGACUCCAAGGGCUGCAUGGACCGGAACGAGUGCCUCGAUAUGCCCUGCAUGAACGGGGCCACGUGCAUUAAUCUCGAGCCCCGGCUACGGUAUCGCUGCAUUUGCCCCGACGGGUUCUGGGGCGAGAAUUGCGAGCUGGUGCAGGAGGGUCAGACCCUCAAGCUCAGCAUGGGCGCCCUGGCGGCGAUCCUGGUCUGCCUUUUGAUCAUUCUGAUACUCGUCCUGGUAUUCGUCGUUUACAAUCGUCGCCGUGAGGCGCAUAUCAAGUAUCCGGGACCCGAUGACGAUGUGCGCGAGAACAUCAUCAACUACGACGAUGAGGGUGGCGGCGAGGACGACAUGACCGCCUUUGAUAUCACUCCGCUCCAGAUACCAAUUGGCGGCCCGAUGCCACCUGAGCUGGCGCCCAUGAAGAUGCCAAUCAUGUAUCCUGUCAUGACCCUGAUGCCUGGGCAGGAGCCCAAUGUGGGCAUGUUCAUCGAGGAGCAUAAAAAGCGCGCCGACGGCGACCCGAACGCGCCUCCCUUCGACGACUUGCGGAAUUAUGCCUACGAGGGUGGCGGCAGUACUGCCGGGUCGCUCAGCUCCUUGGCGUCAGGCACUGAUGAUGAGCAGCAGGAGUACGACUACCUCGGGGCCUGGGGACCACGCUUCGACAAGCUGGCCAAUAUGUACGGACCCGAGGCGCCCAACCCCCACAGUACCGAACUAGAAUUGUAAGCGACGAGCGAGGGAAGCGGGAUGGUAGAACGCUCACCGUACCCAGUCCGAAGCGGAUACCUAAUGAAGAAACUAAAGUGUUAGUAGAUACAAAGUUGCAUUUAAAACGAAAUGAAUCGCCACACAGACACAAAGAAAGCGCAACCAAAGAAGCAUCUGAAUGCUGACAGUUGGCACUACUCUCUACAUAAGUGAAAAACUACAGUCUAUAAACCUAGAAUCGGGCGGGAAACGAAUUAGAGUCGCACGGAAGUGAAGGAAAAUCAAACACAUAUUAUGACACGUAAAAUGACAUUUGUAAAAAUUUUUCAUCAGCAUUUAAAUUUAACGAUUACGAUAAAGAAAUUAAGUUAUUGUAUUAGGGCGGCGCAACCUGCUAACCAGCAGUUUUUGCUGCAAAGUUAGUAGUCGGAGUCGGAGUCAAAAAGUGGGGAAAUGAAAAUUUUAAGAUGUAGGCGAGAGCAUACCAAAGUUUAGUUUAGGAGCGCUUAUGAAUUUAUAACAUUAGUUCUGAACAGAUUCGUUGUGCAUAUUAUUUUAAGUUGUACAUUUUGUGUUAGGAGUUUUGGUUUCUAAGUUUUUAACUUUUCUAGAGUCAAUAGGCGGAUAGGCCGACAAAUGAAAAAGAUUUCGUUUAUUUAUUUUAAGCUUUCUAAGUACUCUUGAUUUAAAAUAAUUUCUAAGGAUUACAAUUAAACAUAAUUAAAACUUAUAUAAAGGAAUACCCAAAGACUGUUUUCGUUCCAUCAUAACAAGUAUAUACAUACAUUAAAACACGAACAUAUAUAUAAAUAUAUAUUAACGUAUAAAAAUUACGACAUUUUUAACUGAAAACUGAGACGCACUUCGCCGCCUUGUGUCUAAUUUAUUGUCUAAGCACAAGCGGCAGUUGAGGAGCCAGUUUUUCUCAACUUAACGAGUACGAAUCAGAGUCGAAGAAGAAAAUACUCCUAAAAGAUAUUCUAAAGCAAGAAAAACUUAUGCUAAAUUCUCCACACCAAGCUAAUCUAGCUGAGAAACGCUAGCCACGUAAAGUAAAAAUUAAAAGUAAUGAAAAAGAAAAUUACCUUUAGAUGAACUUAGCGCAAUUGAUAUAAUUAAUGAAAUACUUGAGAAGCAAACAAAAUUAUAUAUGAAUGAUGGAAAACGGAAUAGUAUUUUACAUUGUAUAUAUUAUUAGUUUUAGCACCUAUAUAAAGAAAACACAAACACAUUAUGAAACCACAUAAAAUUGAUGGAAAACCUAAAAUCCUAUUAAGUCAUUUCACUAAGCUGCGAGUAUGGACAGAUAACGAAUGCAAAUAAACAAAACCUUACGUAUACACGAAUCCAAAACUGAAUUCCCAUUUUAAUUUUUAAUUGAAAA